GUUUCUCGAUUGUUAGGUGCUUUCAGAAACCAAAAACAGGUGACCAGAAGUUUUAGUAGUGCUGUACAAACAGUAACUUUAAUCCCAGGAGAUGGCAUAGGACCUGAGAUUUCUGCUGCUGUCAUGAAGAUCUUUGAUGCUGCCAAAGCUCCUAUUCAGUGGGAGGAGAGGAAUGUCACAGCUAUCCAAGGACCAGGAGGGAAGUGGAUGAUACCUCCAGAGGCCAAAGAAUCCAUGGAUAAAAACAAAAUGGGAUUAAAAGGGCCUUUAAAGACCCCAAUUGCUGCAGGGCACCCAUCAAUGAAUCUGCUUCUGCGUAGAACCUUUGACCUUUAUGCAAAUGUUCGUCCCUGUGUCUCAAUUGAAGGGUACAAAACCCCCUACACAGAUGUGAACAUUGUCACAAUUCGAGAGAACACAGAAGGCGAAUACAGUGGGAUUGAGCAUGUGAUUGUUGAUGGUGUUGUGCAAAGUAUCAAGCUGAUCACAGAAGAAGCCAGCAAGCGUAUUGCAGAAUUUGCUUUUGAGUAUGCCAGAAAUAAUCAGAGAAGCCACGUUACUGCUGUGCACAAGGCAAACAUUAUGAGAAUGUCUGAUGGGCUUUUCUUGAGAAAAUGCAGGGAAGCAGCAGAAAACUGUAAAGACAUUAAAUUUAAUGAAAUGUAUCUGGAUACCGUGUGUUUGAAUAUGGUUCAAGAUCCAUCACAAUUUGAUGUGCUUGUUAUGCCAAACUUGUAUGGUGACAUCCUCAGUGACUUGUGUGCAGGACUGAUCGGCGGUCUUGGAGUAACACCAAGUGGAAAUAUCGGUGCUAAUGGAAUUGCAAUUUUUGAAUCA
This is a messenger RNA of Apaloderma vittatum (bar-tailed trogon), 837 nucleotides long. It is a transcript of the gene IDH3A, whose product is annotated as isocitrate dehydrogenase 3 (NAD+) alpha. Gene Ontology annotation, molecular function: isocitrate dehydrogenase (NAD+) activity; NAD binding; magnesium ion binding. Gene Ontology annotation, biological process: tricarboxylic acid cycle; isocitrate metabolic process. The record is from RefSeq and is a predicted model, not a curated record. The annotation marks the transcript as partial. NCBI's taxonomy places the organism in Eukaryota, Metazoa, Chordata, Aves, Trogoniformes, Trogonidae. Gene Ontology annotation, cellular component: mitochondrion. The transcript is spliced from 8 exons.